UCCUCCUGGUCCGAUUAACCCGCUCCUCCACCCCGGAGGAGCCCUGACCUCGAGCCCUGACCUCAGCCUUCUCCCCAAACCCGGCUGAGGAGUGGCCCGCUCUGGGCCUCCCUCCGCGGACCCCGACUCCCAGCCCCGGCCCCCGCCCGGGCCCGCGCCCUCGCCAUGGUGAAGCUGCUCCCCGCCCAGGAGGCGGCCAAGAUCUACCACACCAACUACGUGCGCAACGCCAGGGCGAUUGGCGUGAUGUGGGGCACGCUGACCAUCUGCUUCUCCGUGCUGGUCAUGGCCCUCUUCAUCCAGCCCUACUGGAUCGGGGACAGCGUCAACACCCCGCAGGCGGGCUACUUCGGCCUCUUCUCCUACUGCGUGGGCAACGUGCUGUCCUCCGAGCUCAUCUGCAAGGGCGGCCCUCUGGACUUCUCCUCCAUCCCCUCCAGAGCCUUCAAGACUGCCAUGUUCUUCGUGGCCUUGGCCAUGUUCCUCAUCAUUGGCUCCAUCAUCUGCUUCAGCCUGUUCUUCGUCUGCAACACGGCCACAGUCUACAAGAUCUGCGCAUGGAUGCAGCUGGCUGCGGCCACAGGCCUGAUGAUUGGCUGCCUGGUCUACCCAGACGGCUGGGACUCCAGUGAGGUGCGGCGCAUGUGCGGGGAGCAGACGGGCAAGUACACGCUGGGCCACUGCACCAUCCGCUGGGCCUUCAUGCUGGCCAUCCUCAGCAUCGGAGAUGCCCUCAUCCUGUCCUUCCUGGCCUUCGUGCUGGGCUACCGGCAGGACAAGCUGCUCCCCGACGACUACAAGGCCGAUGGACAAGAGGAAGUCUGAAGCAGCUGAAGGGCGAUCACAGGUCAUCCAUUUCCGUGACACUGGAAACUUCUGGAGUAGGAUUCUUUAGAGAUGAACUUGUUCCUGCCCACAUCCUGUCCGAAGCCCUUUGCUGCAGGAUUAGAACCUGGUGGGCU
Myotis daubentonii (Daubenton's bat) is the source of this 962-nucleotide messenger RNA. RefSeq names its product LHFPL tetraspan subfamily member 5 (gene LHFPL5). Gene Ontology annotation, biological process: sensory perception of sound; detection of mechanical stimulus involved in sensory perception. The record is from RefSeq and is a predicted model, not a curated record. Gene Ontology annotation, cellular component: plasma membrane. NCBI's taxonomy places the organism in Eukaryota, Metazoa, Chordata, Mammalia, Chiroptera, Vespertilionidae.